UCAUCAUUCCAGCGAGGUGUGUUUCAUUCCCUAGUUACUCGAUAAUAAAAGCGGCGUGAAAGAUCCUCGCUUUCGCCAACUAUGAAUUCUUCACCGAAAUAUAUUUCAGAUGAAAUUUUCGAGUUCAAAAAACAGGAAAAUCCUCGCUACCACAACGAUGUCAACACCAACAGCAACCUGAAGCAAAGUUUAACCGUCGGUACCUCUCCAUACCGUACAUCCUGUUUUUCGCAAAGUCGUGAUUCUCUCGAAUCGAACGGAAGUGUUUACGAAGCUGUGUCGAUCGGAGAGACCAGUUUUGGCGGGAGUUUCGGUCACGAUGAAACGGAUGGCAGUAUUUUUGGCGGGAAGUCUCAUUCCUUUGCGGCUGACGAUGCCCAGGUGGUUCCUGAUUUCAAUGACAUUUUAGAAACAAUUCAUGUUGACUUGGAUGAAAAUAAUACUCGAUCCCACGUACAGUUUAUCACCGAAAUCGAAUCUCCCACUGAUACUUGUGGUCUUCAACGUAGAAACUUUGACAGAUCGCUUCUUAAAAGGAGGAACUCUGAGCGUGACGAAUUGGAGAUUUAUUUUCCCUGUGUUCUAACACCGAUCCCCGUUGAUCGUCUGUACAGCACUCUUGUUGACGAUUCGACGGUAUUCAAGUUUCCAACAAGUUCGGAUGAAUUCUUACCCGAGCAUAGAGACAGUGGUGGCUUGGUAACUCAGGCACAAAGUUUCAGUCAUUCUGUUCCCAUGUCAGAAAGCAAGAAUACCUUAGAAUCGUUUGGGAAUUUUAACGUGUUCUUAAAACCACACGGGAGUCAUGAACAGUUUGACCCAUCUGCUAAUAUGUUUGAGCUACCUACGGCGACUUUCAGGAUGAAAAAUCUUCCUGAUUCGUGUAAUGUGAUCCAGGAGAAAGAUUACAAUUUGGGGAGCGGAGAUUUCUGUCACGAAGGUAAUGGAUCACCACAUGUGGUUGAUAAGAAUACGCCGGUAUCACUGUCCGUCACUGGUGCAAAAAAUAACCACAAUCUUCAGAAGUCCCUAAAAAACACUUUUUUCUUGGAGGCGGUGAAUACAGUAGAUCGAAAUUACAUUUCGAGGGCUUCGAUGUCUCUUUCAGGGUGUCCAACCUUUUGUGAAACCUUACCAUUUCAGUUAAACUGUUCCAAGCUCAGCGAAAGCGUCACCAAAUUCCCGCCGACUUUGGGAGAGAAUACAGAUCAUUCUCUUAGUCGCAUUUUGUCAGAAGAAUGCUUUACAAACAGUUUUUUUGAUCACAACCCUGCAAAAGAACUUCCCUCGAAGAAGCAGUUACAAGUUAAAUGCAGCGACGAAGCUCUUCAACUUGCUCGUGCAGAGACUUUGAAUGUUAGCGAUGGAGUAUUUUCCAAACUGGACUCAAGUCUAUGCAGCGUGCAGGAUGACUUAUGGAAAAGCACGCAGAGACGAGAGCGGGAGCUGCAGCGUAAUCCAAAGAAAACUAACAUUGAAAUAAAGACAACCGCCUCUCCGAAUGCUAACCGUUCGGCGUUUUUUAUGGGAAAUAGUGAAAGACAGAAGGAAAGCCUCAGAUCGAAGCGUUUCAAAAAGAAAGGUAACCUUCAGGGAGAAACAAGGGACCUUCACAACGAUAUGGAAAAACAGCGAAGAACUAAUAUGAAAACACGCUUUCAAAAUCUUCGCCUGACCUUGCCUGAAUUGAAAGACAAAGAGAAAGCUUCGAAAAUUGUCAUAUUGCAGAAGGCAUUCCAGUACAUUGUCCUGUUAGAACAGGAAUCGAUAGAGCUAGAAAACAGAAAAAGAGCCGAAAGGCAAAGAAAUAUAGAUCUUUUGGAAAAACUACAAAAAAUAACUUCAGGAGAUUACACCGUGCAUCGGGUUGAGAACACUCGAAUGCAUCCUCUUAUCUCAAGCCGUAAGAUGAUGAAUCGUUCUCAACUCAAUCUUUCACCUUGUUCUUCACCACUUGCCUCGUUUAAAGACAAGUUUGAAUUCCCAGCCCCUUCAGACCUUUGGCCCUCAUUUUCGUUCCCAACGCCACCGACUUCGCCGGUCGAAUUCUGCAGCAACUGUCAAGAGGUUACGAAAGAGAUGCGCUGGCACGCCGCCUCGGGUCCGUGGGGAGAACUGAGGGAAAUCUCGGACGAAGAAAUCGAAGUGGACGAUGUCCCAUUCGAAAUUGCGCGGCAAUUUUGCGGAAUGCGCGCCGAAUCUCCCGCCAUUCUCAAUGACAUAAUGUGGAGCGGAGAUCGAGUCAGGAGGCCAGAUUCUACCACCGAUUUCGAAGCUCGAUUCAGUUUGUCGUCAACUCCGACAUGCUUUGAUCAACCGAUUAGCCAUACAUUUGUCGAGCCGGAAGAGCUGUUCUCAUUCUCGUUGCUAAGCCACUGCAGUGAUCAAGACGUUGGUAUGUUGGACAGACUCGCAAACGGUGAUGCUGCCUUCAAUAUUCCAUCAGAGGACCUUCCAUCCGAAACAGAGGAAGAUGAAAUCGACGUUGUAAGUGUCACAGUAGACAAAACAAAGGAAGAGGUCGUCACCACCCGUCUAAGUCCAGACACCACCGAGCAGGAAGACAGAUCGAUGAACACCCCGCCAAAACAGCGCUGGACUAAAGGAAAAAACGAAGAAUCAUCCGAGCCGGGAAACGAAGAUGGAAGUGGACGUAUUUCUCACAAUGAUUUGGAAAGGAAGCGACGCAACGAUCUACGGAAUCGUUUCCAGUGUCUUCGAAGAAGCAUCCCAUCAUUAGAAGAGAGCGAACGCGCAGCUAAGAUAACAAUUUUGAGGAGAGCAUCGGAAUUUAUACCUUUACUUCAAAAGGAGGAGGAGAAAUUACUGGCGCUUAAAGCGGAAGAAAAGAAACGAAAUGCUGCCCUUUUGAACACUCUCAUGAAACUUACAAAAAACAAGAGAAGAUGAACGCAAUUUGCGCCCUGAGGCAUUUAGGUGUGGUUUUCGGAUUUCCUCUUUCGCGUUCACACUUCACUAACACAUAUAUCUUCAUACUUGAAUACUUUUCUAAACCAUAAUUAUUUUGAUAUGGAUUUUUUCUUGUGUACGCACAAAUACUUUUUCAUUGUUAGUCGUUUUUUACCUCGUGCAGAAAUUUUUGUCAGCAGUGUUCACGGGCUCGUGUUGUUUUGUGGUUAAUUCACGUUAUCAAUCAAAAAACGCAAGGGAAGUACUUAAAUGUAACUAAAAGUUCUCUUUUCAUUGACCUAAUAUUUAUAAGAAACUUGAUAAAAAAGAC
This is a messenger RNA of Pocillopora verrucosa, 3241 nucleotides long. The record is from RefSeq and is a predicted model, not a curated record. NCBI's taxonomy places the organism in Eukaryota, Metazoa, Cnidaria, Anthozoa, Scleractinia, Pocilloporidae.